Closterium sp. Yama58-4 is the source of this 393-nucleotide messenger RNA. Lineage: Eukaryota; Viridiplantae; Streptophyta; Zygnematophyceae; Desmidiales; Closteriaceae. The record is from the annotation of a GenBank genome assembly.
AUGAAGGUUCGCGCGUCGGUGAAGCGGCUGUGCGAGGCGUGCCGCGUGGUGCGGCGGCGAGGGCGGGUGUACGUGGUGUGCGCGACCAACCCCAAGCACAAGCAGCGCCAGGGGUUUCACACCGAUAUUAUUGCCGACAGCUUAUCUCAUUCAUCAAUCCCACACUGCAACCACCACCACAACAUGACAAGAAACGCCGCCCUUGUGUCCAGCCGCCCGUUCUCUCUCUUCCCUCGCAUUAUUCCCACCCACUCCCACUCCUUGCCCUCCUCCGUCACACCAUCACCAUCAUCAGCAGCAGUGAUGCCACCAGCAGGAGCAGUAGGGUUGGCUGGUUCCCGGUUGUCGGCUCGGCAAAUUGCAGCAAACCUUUUGGGCUUCAAUAGUGCUUGA